Molecule: messenger RNA, 2040 nt
Organism: Effrenium voratum
Lineage: Eukaryota; Dinophyceae; Suessiales; Symbiodiniaceae
Source: the annotation of a GenBank genome assembly
AUGAACUGGCAGGGGAACGAUCGUCUGCUGUUUGAAGCGCUUCCCCACUUCGACCGGAUUGAAACUAUUGAGGACUUUCGGAUCGUUCUGAACCGGAUCAAUGUUUCUUCGAAGUUAUAUCGCGGCAAAGCCACGGAACUCACGGAAGCCCAGCUUCCCUGUUUGCGGGUGACACACAACGACAUUCAGGUUCUGGCCAGCAAGACCGAAAAUGGAGAGUUCAGGGCCUAUUCCGGUGAGACGGGCCAAGCGGUUGUCUUGACGGCAAGGGAGGUUGCCCGGCAGGACGUAUACGUCGUUUCCGAAGAACGGGAAGAAAACAGCCAGGUCAAGGGCAAUCGCAGCUGGUCAUCGAGUGCAUCGAAGCAAUUCAGGGCCAGCAUUGUCUCCAUUCUCGCAAUCGGAUUUGUUCUUAACAUCGUCGCACUUGGGCCUCCCUUGUUCAUAAUGGCUAUCUACGACAAGGCCAUGGGCGCAAAAUCCAUAGACGUUCUGAUCACGAUGGCUGUCGGGAUCGGUAUUGUUCUGCUUAGCGAAAUAGCGCUUCGACGAACAAAAAACGUUCUGCAGUCCUAUCUCGGUGGACGAAUUGACGCCAUCGUCGGGAACAUGACAUUCGAACGCAUUCUGCAUCUGCCCUAUGCCAUGCUGUCGGAAGCACCUAUCGGAACGCAGAUCAUGCGUUUGCGUUAUUUCGACAGUGUGCGUGAUAUGUUUCAGAGUUCGCUUUUCAACGCGGUCAUCGAUCUUCCGUUUACGCUGAUCUUCAUCGUUGCGAUCUUCCUGAUCGGUGGACCUGUGGCUCUGCCACCGCUCGCCCUUCUCACGAUCUAUGCCCUGAUUGCGGUCUAUGUACUGCCAAAGGUUCAGCGCGAGGUCGCUGCCGUCGGAGAGCAGAAAUCGAAACUGAACAGUUUCAUGAUCGAGACCUUCCGGAACCAGCGCGCGCUGCGGAACCUGUCUGUGGAAGACACCUGGCUGGACAGGUUUUCCAACCUAUCGGCCAGUUUCAACAGGCUCAAUAUUCACGCCCGCAACCUGACGCAUUUGCUGCAAACGAUUUCCCAGACACUCAUGACAGUCUGCGGCGUUCUUGUACUUGGAAUAGGCGCAAUGCAGGUCAUGAACGACAACAUGAGUCUGGGUGCCCUGAUCGCAACGAUGGCGUUGUCUUGGCGUGUUCUCAAUCCGAUGAACCAGGCCUUCCUGAGCAUAACGCAGCUAGCCCAGAGCAGAACGGUUCUGGAGCAGAUCGACAAUCUGAUGAAAGUGCCGCUCGAGCGUGAACCGGGCCACAUGUCCAAGAUCACCCGCGAUGUGCAAGGUGACCUGAAGAUUUCUUCUCUCGUUCUGAGAUAUCCAGGUGCAACGGAGGCGUCUUUGAAAGGUGUCGACCUGACAGUGCAACAGGGGGAAAUGAUCGCCAUCACCGGACCGAGCGGUUCCGGCAAGUCGACGCUUUUCCAGGCAAUCACCGGUCUUUUCCAGCCGCAGGUCGGCUCGAUACUGUUUGACGGUCUCGAUGUGCGCCAGCUGGAUGCCGGUGAAUGGCGCUCCAAAAUCGGAUAUGCGACCGAUGAUUUUGAUUUCUUUUAUGGAACGGUCAAGCAGAACCUUCUGCUCUCGGAACCUGGAGCGAGCGACAUCCGUUUGAAGGAAAUCGCAGAAAAGCUUGGAUUGCUGCAGUAUCUGAACGACAACUUCGAGGGUCUCGAAACACGCCUGAACGGGGAAAUUCUCAAACAGAUCCCGGACAACAUGAAGCAGCGGAUUGUGCUGGCCCGUGCGCUUGUCAAGGACGUGCCCCUCUAUCUGUUUGACAACCCGGGAACGCAUCUGGAUUUCGAUGGCGAUCGUAAAUUCAUGGACAUGAUGCAGGCGCUUCAUGGCAAGGCGACCAUCCUGAUCAACACCCAGCGUCCAAGUCACAUGAAAAUGGCCGAUCGUGUUGUGGUCUUCAAUGCGGGCCAGAUCGCAAUGAUGGGGCCGCCGUCUCAGGUUGUACCUGUUCUGAUGGGACAGACCGCCAAGGCCGGGUAA